Messenger RNA from Vigna umbellata (rice bean), 1972 nucleotides. RefSeq names its product transcription factor DIVARICATA-like. NCBI's taxonomy places the organism in Eukaryota, Viridiplantae, Streptophyta, Magnoliopsida, Fabales, Fabaceae. The record is from RefSeq and is a predicted model, not a curated record. Gene Ontology annotation, molecular function: DNA binding.
GAACUUUCUUUCUUGCUAUAGUUGCAGACACAGUCCCCACAAUCACAUUAUAUCCAAUCACAACUCAACAACAUCAACUUCACUUUAUUUUAGGCUCAAAAAUCUUGGAAUUUUGUUUAAAUUCAUUCCUUCAACCAUCCUCACUUGCUUUUCAGCAACACCUCUUUCUUCCUUCAGGAUCCUAUAAUUAUUUUUUCUGCUCAGUUCCUUUCUUUAUUAUUAUUUCUUCUCCUUUCCUUGUUACACAGACAAGGAAAAAGGGAGAAAGAACAAGUUUUUUUUUUCCUCUCCAUCUGAAUAAGUCUUUCUCUGUUAUCUGUUGCUCUCAAACUCUUGACUCUCUCUUUUGUUUCCUAAUUGGGUUAACACUUAUCACAUUCAUUGUGUUUGCGUUCUCCUCUUGCUUUUCCAUUUUUUUUCUCCCUGAAAAGUUUCAUUUCUUUUCUGGGUCAUUGCUGCUUUUUGUGAUCUUGUUAGAAUUUAGACCAAUUGAGUCACGGAUAAUAGUUUUCAUUCAUCAUCAUCAAUUUGGAGCAUUCUCUCUGAUCUUUUUGAUCAAGUGGGUCUUUUCUAGAUUCCUGACGGUCUUCUACUCUCAGAGAAAGGUAUUCUGGUUUCCUUCAAAAUGUUUGUGGGUUUAUCCUUGAUAUUGUUCUUGUAAAACUUCAACUUCUGUUUUCAUUUCUCUUUGAUUUAUCUUCCUUAGUUUUCAAUUUUCCUGUCAAUAAGCCCAAAUUUGAUUGUAUGAACUUGUAAACUGAACUGAUGAAGUGGGAAACUGUAGCCCUUUCUCCUACACCUUGUUCUCCAAACUCCAACACCAAUUGGUUGCUGGAAAAUAACAGGAGCACAAAAUGGACUCCUGAAGAGAACAAACUCUUUGAAAAUGCUCUUGCAGUGCAUGAUAAAGAUACUCCAGAUCGGUGGCACAAAGUGGCUGAAAUGAUUCCUGGAAAGACAGUACUUGAUGUGAUCAAGCAGUACAAAGAACUUGAAAUUGAUGUUAGCAAUAUAGAAGCUGGGUUAAUCCCUGUUCCUGGUUAUAGCACUGCUACUUCACCCUUCACCUUAGAUUGGGUGAACAGUCCUGGUUAUGAUGGGUUCAAAGGAAGUGGAAAGAGAUCAUCCUCAGCGAGACCUCAUGAGCAGGAAAGGAAGAAAGGAGUGCCUUGGACUGAAGAUGAACAUAAAUUGUUUUUACUGGGUCUGAAGAAAUAUGGGAAAGGUGAUUGGAGAAAUAUUUCUCGCAAUUUUGUGAUCUCUAGAACCCCAACACAAGUGGCUAGCCAUGCUCAGAAGUACUUCAUAAGGCAACUUUCAGGAGGCAAAGACAAGAGAAGGGCCAGCAUACAUGACAUAACAACAGUGAAUCUGACAGAAACAUCCACAACUUCUUCAGAAGACACCAACAGAUCCACCUCACCACAUGUGCUCUCACAGCAGCAGCAGCAGCAGCAGCAGCCAAAUUCUACUCCAACUACACCCACAACUCAUUUUCAGUGGAGUAAUCAGUCAAGCACAGGAAUAGCUAUGACUUUCAACCCUGCUCAUGAAAGAGUCUUCAUGUCUCCUUAUGGUGCUAACUCCUUUGGGGUUAAAAUGGAAGCACAGAAUCUGCAUAACGAGUCUUCUUACUUGGGACCUCAGACGCAGAACAUUGUUUUCCAAAUGCAACAGUCCUCACAACACUAGUCCCAUGCAUCAUUUAGCCCUUGUUGUAGUGAAUUAUUAAUGGAUGGAACCAGAAUCUUCUGUCCAUUUCAAUAAGUACAGUGCUUGAGUUGAGCUUUUUCCCCGAGUUUCAUGUGAAUAUAUCCUAGAAUGUUGGUUAGUAAUGAACUUGAAGGAAGGUACAUACAUUUGUUUCUUCAGCAAAUAAACACUUCUUGUAAGGAGAGUGGCAGGCAACCAAGUCCACAACGUUGAGUCUUUCUUGGUUUUCUAUGUUGUCUAAUAAUAAUGGAUUUCAAGC